Dentiscutata erythropus is the source of this 198-nucleotide messenger RNA. Lineage: Eukaryota; Fungi; Glomeromycota; Glomeromycetes; Diversisporales; Gigasporaceae. The record is from the annotation of a GenBank genome assembly.
AUGUUGGUACAAAGAGCAGGAGGAGCCUUGGUAAAAUUAGGCAGCAAAUUGCCUUAUGUAGGAGGCAUUAUUAGUUUUUUUGGAGGAGGUGAAAAAGAAGCACGCUUUAUUAAAUCAACAAUACAUCAUUUUAUGCAUCGGGAUUUAAAUUUUAACAAACAAAUUAAUCAUUUGACUUCCCGAUUUGAAACACAAUAA